UACAGUCAUCAUCUGUUAUUUUUCUAAUUAUGUUUAAGACCUUCGCUGUUGGUUGGAUUUUCUUUUUAUCAGCUGUUUUAUUAGAAAGAUGCAGCGGAUUACAAAUGGUUGGAAGCUGCACUUUUCAAGAAUACAUUGACAAGGCUCGACAAUGUACGACGGCGUUUAUUGCAGAUCUACAGAAAGAUCCUUUUGUGGAUUGCAAAAUAAUUUAUGACAGAAUGGUGGAGUGUACCAAAGAUUACGUAAGAGAUUGCGUUAGAGGCCUUGUGCCCGAUAAUGAUAUUGAAGCCUUUUUAACGGAGGCAGCUAAGCAACUGAAAUCUGAAGACUUUUACUGCAAGGAUGGAUUGUUUUCCAAGCCAAUUCUGAUAGACGAACAGAAAAAAGAAAUCCCAUGCAAUGAAACAUUUUUCAACGAAUCCAGAGUAUGUGGAGACACAUUUCAAACGAAGUUUAGGAGAAACAGGGCUGACAAAAGUCUUUGCAAGGAAUUCACGGCCGCAAAGUCAUGUUUAAAGGAAGCAGUCGAUCAAUAUUGUCAAUUUGACGCAGACGCAGCGGAAAUAUUACAACCGGCCUUUGAUGGGUACAAUCCAUUCUGUAUUGUUUCAUCCGAGGAGGAAGAUGAAGAUGAAGGUUAUUAUUUACAGGACGCUCAGUUGUUUGAUCAGUGUUCUAUGAUCGCACAGCUGAACAGAACCAGACAGUGUAUUACACUUUUUAUAAGAAGCCUACAACAAGAUCCGCAGGGAAACUGUAGCGUGAAAUACAUUUACAUGCAAGACUGUAUUGUCUGCAUGCUCCGAUCCUGUCUUCAGAGGUAUGGAUUCAUCUCUGAAGCUGACAUUGAAGUACAAGCUGAAGAGUCCUUGAAUCGCACAAACCCCGAGAAUUUCUAUUGUCGCGGCAUGUUAGAGGCACCAAAAGCCUCCUCGGAGGAUGAAGAUCUUCAGUGCGAUGAAGGCUUCUUUGAGGAAGAAGUAAAAUGCCUAAAGGAAUUCAACGAUACUUUUAUUGCCAAUGUUUCGGAUCCGACCCUUUGCAGCAAAUUUUCCGAAUCUAAACAGUGCCUCAGAGAUCUCAUAACAACUCGCUGUCCAAGUGGGAGCAGAACAUCUUCGCUUGAGUUCGCUUUGAUAUUUGAUGAUUACAAUCCUUUUUGCUGGAGAGGCACUGAUCAAGAACAAGAUGCAGCUCUCCCGUCGCCUACAGAAGAAUUGAGCGACCCAUGUUUAGCUGAAUUUCCAACAGCUCCUUUAUUAUUGCGAUCAAAAGGAAGAACUCUUUCUCAAUCUCAUUCUCUAUCGUUUGUCUUUUUUUACAAUCUUCUCGGCUACUUGACAAUGUGGAUAAGUCCUCUAAAUCAGAGGUAAUGCAAAAGCAAAAAUCCUCUAGAUUAAUUGUUCGUAAGUUUGCAGCAAUAUUUAAUAAAGCAUCAUAUUUAAUUUAAGUAAAUGAAUGCCGUUAAAAGCCAGAAUAGUUGUCUUUGUUGAGAACAGUACUUGUGUUUCGUGGUUUCUUUGGUUCAUUUCACAUAACAAAAGGACGCAAACAAACAAGCAAAUAAAUGACAAAUAGUGAUGAUUGUUUCCCAUUCUCCUUGGAAGGUUCCGGCUAACUUUGAACGGUUGCGUAGGAUGUCCGACGGUUCAUCUGAUUUCAGACAGUUUCGUUUGAUUUCGGAGAGUUACGUCUGAUUUCGGAUAGCUCCGUUUGAUUUCGGAGAGUUCCGUUUGAUUUCGGAGAGUUUCGUUUGAUUUCGGAUAGUUCUUUUUUAAUUUAAGUCGGUUCUGUCGGAUUUUGGACUCUUCCGUCCGAAACGGUUUCAGUUAGAAGACCAAAAUCGGAACAGAACAAUUUUAUUUUUAAUAUCGGACAAGCAAUAAAACACAACUCUUAACUACUACAGACUGGCUGCCUCGAACAGCUCUCGAGGCAAUUUGCUGUCUAUGCUAUACAUGCGUAUAUCAACAUUAUUAUUACACUGCUAUAAAGGUUUUUGUGUCGGUUGAAAUUAAACAGGGCAACGAUUUUCAUAAAUACUAACGUGAAAAGCGU
Messenger RNA from Pocillopora verrucosa, 2061 nucleotides. RefSeq lists its product as uncharacterized. The record is from RefSeq and is a predicted model, not a curated record. Lineage: Eukaryota; Metazoa; Cnidaria; Anthozoa; Scleractinia; Pocilloporidae.